This is a messenger RNA of Syzygium oleosum, 3519 nucleotides long. Its product is annotated as pentatricopeptide repeat-containing protein At5g39710. Gene Ontology annotation, molecular function: protein binding. The transcript has 2 exons. The record is from RefSeq and is a predicted model, not a curated record. Lineage: Eukaryota; Viridiplantae; Streptophyta; Magnoliopsida; Myrtales; Myrtaceae. Bases 111 to 2363 code for a protein of 750 amino acids.
CCGGGGGCUGCCGUCUUCAACCUCCGCAGCACCUGACGAACCCUUCAGAACCAUCUGAUUCCAGAAAGGAAGAAGAAGAAGAAGAAGAAGAAAAAAUUCGCAGAACCCAAAUGCCCACCCUCAAUCCCGAAGUCCUCCGCCCGCUCCCUUCUCUUCCGCCGCCGUCCGCCGCCGUCCUGGCGGAGAAAGCCCUCACCUUCCUCAGACGCCACCCUCGCCACCUCGACUCCCUCUCCUCCACUUUCACUCCUCAAGCCGCUUCGCACCUGCUCCUCAAGUGCCAGAACGACAGGACCUCGGUCCUGAAUUUCCUCCGCUGGGCUAAACCCCAUGGCUUUUUCGACGCCCGGUGCAAGUGCCUCGCUCUUCACAUCCUGACCCGCUUCAAGCUGUACAAAUCGGCCCAGGCAGUCGCGGAGGACCUCGCCCUCGGAACCCAUGACGAGACUGGUAAUUUGGUUUUCACGUAUCUCAAGGAAUCUUACAAUCAGUGCAAUUCUAGCUCCGCCGUGUUUGAUCUGGUGGCGAAGUCUUACUCGCAUGUCAAUAUGGCCGAUAAGGCUUUGCAAAUGGUUAAUUUUGCUAAAUCGCACGGUUUUAUGCCGGGCGUUUUGUCAUACAAUUCGAUCAUAGAUGCCAUGAUCAGGUCUAGGCAAUCGGUUAAAUUAGUCGAAGAGGUGUACGGCGAUAUGAUCAAGUGUGGAGUGUCGCCGAACGUGUUUACUUUCAAUGUACUAAUGCGGGGUUUUUGCGGGGCUGGUAAUUUGGAAAUGGCAUUGCGCUUUUUUCAUGAUAUGGAGAAGCAUGGUUGUCUGCCUAAUGUGGUUACGUAUAACACCCUGAUUAAUGCAUAUUGUAAGUCGGGAAGAAUGGACGAAGCAUACGAGUUGUUACGAUCAAUGUCGUUGAAAGGUUUGGAACCUAAUGUGAUAUCAUAUAAUGUGAUCAUUAAUGGGUUGUGCAGAGAAGGGAAAAUGAAAGAAACCUGUGAGGUUUUGAAUGAGAUGAGCAGGAUUGGUUUUGUUCCCGACGAAGUCACCUAUAAUACGCUCAUAAAUGGCUAUUGCAAGGAUGGUAACUUCCAUCAAGCGCUUGUUUUGCAUGCGGAAAUGGUGAGGAACGGGUUGUCGCCGAACGUUUUCACUUAUACUUCCUUGAUAAAUAGUAUGUGUAAAGCUAGAAACUUGAACAGAGCCAUGGAAUUUUUUGAUCAAAUGCAUGCUCGGGGGCUUUGUCCGAAUCAAAUGACAUACACGACGUUGGUCGACGGCUUCUCCCAACAGGGAUUGUUGAAAGAGGCGUACGAGAUCUUGGACGAGAUGACACGUAGUGGGUUCCCACCAACAAUAGUGACAUAUAAUGCUCUAAUUAAUGGGCACUGUUUCCUGGGAAGAAUGGAAGAGGCUUUAGAGAUGGUUCGACAAAUGGGGUAUAAGGGGAUUUCACCAGAUGUGGUCAGUUACAGUACCAUCAUAUCUGGGUUUUGCAAACAUGGAGAUCUCGAGAGGGCCUUGGAAUUGAAACAAGAGAUGAUUGAGAAAGGCAUAAAACCAGAUUCAAUCACUUACACAUCACUCAUUCUGGGGUUCUGUGAACAAAGAAGAUUGACUGAAGCUUGCGAACUAUUUCAACAGAUGUCUCGGAUGGGCCUGGUUCAUGACGAGUUUAGUUACACUACCCUCAUAGACGCUCAUUGUGCAGAAGGAAAUAUCAAUGCUGCUUUUGAUUUGCACAACGAAAUGAUACAAAAGGGUUUUCUUCCAGAUGUGGUUACUUAUAGUGUUCUCAUCAAUGGACUCAAUAAACAAGCUCGGACCAGAGAAGCGAAGAGGCUUUUGCUCAAGUUGUUUUAUAAUGAGUCUGUUCCGGGCGAUGUUACCUACAAUACCCUUAUAGAGACUUGCACUAAUGUUGACUUUAAAAGUGCAUUAGCUCUUCUCAAGGGAUUUUGUAUGAAGGGUAUGAUGAAGGAAGCAGAUCGGGUGCUAGAUUCAAUGCUUCAGAGGAACCAUAGGCCUAGUGAAGCAGUCUAUAAUGUAAUCAUACAUGGGCACUGUAAAGGUGGGAAUAUACAAAAGGCAUUCAAUCUCUACAAGGAAAUGGUGCUGGCUGGCCUAGUUCCUCAUACUGUAACCGUCACUGCCCUGAUAAAAGCACUUCAUGAGAGUGAGAUGAAUGACGAGUUGAGUGAAGUUAUACACAAUACAAUGAAGAGCUGCAAGCUUUCUGAUGCAGAAGUUGCUAAAGUGCUUGUUGAUAUCAACCAUAAGGAAGGGAAUAUGGAUGCUGUAUUUAAUGUGCUUUCAGAAAUGGCUAAGGAUGGCCUCCUUCCGAAUAGUGGAAGAACUGCCUAUGUUGGAUAAUUUGCUGGGAGAUUAUCACCAACAAGCAGUAUCCAUUGUGGAAGAGGACCAGUGAUUAUGGAGCAAAGAUUCAUGUUUAGAAUUCUGGAGAAGUGGACCCUGUAAUCUUUCCUCUGUUCCAUGUCCUCAUGGUCCUUUAUACAUCCCCUAGCUCUGGUGGCAUCUGCUCACGGAGAAUCAGAGAUAACUUUCACUAAGCCAUUCAUGAAGCAUAGGAGUCAGGUGCAUAUUUUUAGCUGUGAUCGUAAAAGAAAAUGCUGCGCAAGUGGGUGCAUUCAGCGAGAAAAGAAGCUGGCAUCUCGUAAUGAUUCUGCAGAUCUUCCCCAGAGUAGCAGUUGUGCCGAUCAAAAGCAUGUUUUACAGUAGACAGGCAACUUCUACGUCCUCUGCCUACAAAAAUUGCUAGGGAAUGGCCACCGUUCCAUGACCAGAACAAUAUCCUUAUCAGUGGUACAAAACUUGGGUUUCCAUUAGUCAUGGCUGGAUCGAUGGUUGAGUUGAGUAAACUUCCUCUUUGUGGUUCUAAUCUGCCAUGUUGAUUGAGAUAUUGCAGAUGGAGAGAGAGGACUACUGGUUCAAAACAGGCAUGGACUUUUACGAUUUUGAUCGGUACAAAACAUGGCUCUGCAUGAUCGAUACUGGUGCAUUGUGAGCCAGACCUUCCAAAACAAUUAAUGGACCAAUCAUGAUGUGUCAGUUGCCCAUUCUACUGGACCUGUCAAGCCGGUAUAAUAUUUCUCUACCAAAGGUACUCCAUCCUUCAGUGGACUGCGUUAUUUCUUGAAAUUUUCAAGUUUGAGGAACUUGAGAAAGGCCCUUUGCCAGCGAAAGCAAGGACACUAACUUCCAUUAGUUAGGUUCGGCUACCCACAAGAUAAUUGAUGAGCUCUUCAUUGGGGCAGAUGCCGACUCUAAAUAUUCUCGAGAUCCUAUUAGGCAUAGACAAUGAGUUGGGGAAGUUGCCCUUUGCUGCCUGUUUUUCGACUUUUUGGGUACUGAAGGAAUCAAGGUCAAUUUCUCAGCACACAGGCAUGUGAUCUCGCGUAUAGAAGGUAGACAACGAUGUCUAUGUAGAUUCUAGAUUGCUCUACAGAGAAGGCUUCUAAUGUAUUAGGAUUGCGUACGGUGAAUGUUGAAGAGUGAAUGUGUAUUAGGA